Arachis ipaensis is the source of this 1255-nucleotide messenger RNA. The record is from RefSeq and is a predicted model, not a curated record. NCBI's taxonomy places the organism in Eukaryota, Viridiplantae, Streptophyta, Magnoliopsida, Fabales, Fabaceae.
UUGAGGGGAGACUCAACUUUGCGUGGCCAUUUUCCUGAGGAACCAGAUGCUGCUGUUUCGGUGUUAGGUGAAAUGGAUGCAUGGAUAAUUUGUUCCUUUUUCCUUCAAGGAGGCCGCUACACUAUCAAUGACAUACACUAUGUUGCUGAUUCUGAUACGCUUGUUCCUGCAGGGGACACAGAGUUUGCUAAAGAUGCUGCCUUUGGCUACAAAUCUUCGAAUCUGCGUGAUUGGGUAGAAGAGAAGACUGGUGGUCGAAUACCUGCAUCCACUGUUGCUUCUGUUUCCAUUGAACUUUUGAGGAAAGGAGGACCAGAUGCAGUUUGCCAGCAUCUAUACAGUCUAAAAAAGGGUUCAGCAUGUGUAGUUAAUGCAACUAGUGAAAGAGACAUGGCUGUAUUUGCACUUGAAAUGAUCAAGGCAGAAUUGAUGGAAAAACACUUCUUAUGUCGUACUGCUGCUAGUUUUGUUUCUUCUCGAAUUGGAAUUAUCUCGAGGCCCCCAAUAUUGCCAAAGGAUCUAGGAAUUACUAGAGAAAGGAAUGGUAGUUUGAUAGUUGUGGGAUCAUAUGUUCCAAAAACAACAAAGCAGGUUGAAGAACUUAAAUUACAGUGUGGUCAUUUCUUGAAAAGCAUUGAGGUCUCAGUUGAAAAACUUGCAAUGAGGCCUGUCGAGGAGCGGGAGGAGGAAGUCAGUCGAGCAGCUGAAAUAGCAGAUGCAUACCUUAAAGCUCAUAAAGACACCCUUAUAAUGACCAGCCAGAAUCUCAUAACUGGAAAAAUUGCCUCUGAAAGUUUGGACAUUAAUUUUAAAGUGAGCUCUGCUUUAGUGGAAAUAGUGAAAAGAAUAAUUACAAAACCUCGCUAUAUACUCGCAAAGGUACAUGUUUAAAGGACCUAGUCAACCUGCAUUUUGGUAUGAAAAAUUUCAUAUUCCUUUUUUCCUUGUCUAUUUUCCUUUCAUAUUCCAAAAUAGGCACUACACUCAUAUGAGCUUCUCAAUGUAUUAUCUCUUAGAUAUUUGAUUUGUUUGACACAAAGCACAAUGGGAUACUUGGUUUCGAAGAGUUUGCUCGUGCUCUCUCAGUUUUUCAGUUUGCAUAUCAACAUUAGAGUUCUUAUAGUAGUUCACUUGGAUCACCAGUUUGUCCUUUUUAUUGCUCCUAUUCUGGUUUCAUGGUAACAUACCAGUUAUUAUUCCUUUGAAUAAUUCAUUAAUUAAUUCAUUAAUAAGCAUUUUGUUGUGUUAGUUGUUC